Molecule: messenger RNA, 1569 nt
Organism: Paramecium tetraurelia
Lineage: Eukaryota; Ciliophora; Oligohymenophorea; Peniculida; Parameciidae
Exons: 6
Source: RefSeq, a predicted model, not a curated record
AUGCAAAACAAUCUUAGCGAAAUAAAAAAAUAUUAACAAUAGAGGGAGGAAAGAUUUCAUUAAAGUCUGUUCAAAGAUCAAAUCUAAAAUAUUGAUUCAACUAUUCAAGAUGAUUCGAAUAAUCCUGAUUUUGUUAAGGUCAUUGUCAUUUGCACCUUCAUUAAUGAAACUAUAGCAACUAAAGAAAAAAUAAUAUGCUCCGAUAACGAAGCUUAAUUUGUAGAAAAGGAUGACGUAGUUGAAUAAUAAGACCUUUCUGAUUGUAUCAAAAAAGAAAUUAUAACAUAUAUAGAAAGGACAUUUAUUGAAUGUUCUAAACUGCUAAAGUCGAAUUAUAUUGAAAAGUCUGAUGUGAUAAAAUUGCCCAUCUGUUCGGCUAAUGGAAUACGUAUUCCAAACGAAUAUGACAUCAGAUAGUUUUUUAAGUUGUCUAAAAUCAAAAAUAAUAGUGAAGAAUUUGCCAAAUCGCUUCGAUCUAUGGAUAGUAAACAUUUAUUUGGUUUUCUUAUUAGCAGUCUUGUAUUCCAAGAUAGUCAAAUUGAAGAAGCCAUUUUUGAAUUACUCUUUGAAAACAUCACAUUGGAAAAUGCUAUCAAAUUGUUACUUAUCACUGUUCAAUAUGAAUCCAAAAAAUAACACUAUUUUUAUAAGUAUCGUUUAUAAUCAUUAACUAGACUUAUUAAGCACUUGUAUUAUUUUAGCAAAGGGUUAUUGAAGGAAACCUAUGACAAUUAUUUGCAAAAGAUAGUUUAAAAUGGAAUGAAGCCAAAACAAUUGUAAGUUGAAAAACCCAAUUUUAUUAAAUUAAUAACUCAAUUGCACAUUUUUAAAAUUAACUCAACCAUCCUUUAUCCUAUUUUUAAAUAAUAAGAAUCAGCUCUAUUUUAAUAUUACAAACCCAUUAAUGAAAAGAAAUCAUUCACUGUUUAUAGAAAUUUGGAUUGUCCAGAAGGAAGAGAAUAAUCAGAUUUCCCCCAUAUUUACUAUCUCAAGAAUAAUGAGUAGUAAACUGUUUUAGUAGCAGUGUAAUAUGAGAUUUCAGGGGAUAUUCUUAUUUUCUAAGAGUACUAAGAGAAGUUCAUAAAAUAUAAUGAUAAUUACUUAGGACUGAUUGAGUUUAAGAAUUAAGGCAAGGAAUUUAUUGUUUUUGAUGAUGGCUAUCCAGAGUACAUGGAAAAUAGCUUUCCUUAAUGGGUGGGAAGGAAAAAAAGGAGAAUGUUAAUUUUUGAUUACUUUUCAGAUAAAAGAUACGACAAACCAAGAUUAUUUGAUGUGAAAUGCUUCAACAUCAAUACAAAUUAAUAUGAUGAGAUCAUAACUUAAGAACCGCACUAUGAUGAGUAGAAAGGUUCCUUUAAAUUGAAAUUAAAAGAUAUUGCACUAACGCCGUCAACCAGAAAUUUCGUAUUACAAAAAAAGGAAGACAACAGUAAAGAAUAACACAUCUAUCUGUGUCAUGGAAAAUUAAAUAGACACACAUUUCACUUAGAAUUACAUGAAGGGAUCAGCGUAUUCUAGGGAUUCUGCAUUUCUGUUGUAUCAAUUUGUUCUAAGGGCACUUGUUAAUGA